AUGCCGUGCCCCUGGGGCCGCCUCCGCGCCGCCGCGCCAGCCGCCGGAACUCUGCAGGAGUCAGGCGCGCCUGCUGGCUCGCGGUUGCGGAUGGGGUCUGCCGGUCUGGUCUCUGGUGGUCUGCCGGCUCGGCGGCUGCCUGCCGAGUCGAAUUGCCGCAGGGCGCCGUCGCGGAACACCGACGAGGCGGCGAGGAGGACUGGAGGAGCGUGCUGCGUGCAUUCGCCGCCGCACGCUGCAGCUCAGGCAGUCAGACUGCAGCGCCGCUCCUCCCUUCCCCUGUCUAGUGGAGUGGAGAUCCGUCGGGGCGUGGAGGAUUGGUUUCUUCUUCUUGACCUAUUGGUAAAACUUUGUUAUGUUAUAGAUUUCUGCUCAGUGUGGAAAAAAGGGAAGAAACACAAUGUUGUUAAGAAUGCUUUUCUUUUCAUUUCUUGUGAGAACACUUCUUUGAUGCUUAACUUGUUAAUCCUUCUGCAAAAUCCAAUUGUGAAACUGUUUGAAAAGAAACAUGGCUGGUCGUUGAAGAUCAAUAGUUUGAUCCCGAGUGGUUUGAAGAAGGGGCUUAAUUCUGUAGUGAUCUUGGGAGCUUGGAUGUUGUGGAAACAUCAUAAUGACUUCGUGUUCGACGGUUCUUCUCCUAAUGUCCUGCAAACUCUUAGAUUUGUCCUGAGGGAGAGUGAUCUUUGGAGCCUUGCUGAGUUAUCUGGUGGACUAAACAUGAUAUUUAGGCGCUGGGCCACAAAAAAGACUGCUGGGUCAACAAAAAAUGGUCGUGAUUCCAAUCCAAAGUAUUUGGGUGUAAAGAAGUUUGGUGGCGAGAAAGUGCUACCAGGAAACAUCAUCGUCCGCCAAAGAGGGACCCGCUUCCAUCCUGGAAACUAUGUUGGCAUGGGCAAGGACCAUACACUUUUCUGCCUGAAAGAAGGCCAUGUCCGCUUUGAGCGCAACAAGCUCUCAGGCAGGAAAUGGGUUCAUGUUGAUCCAGUUGCUGGUCAUGAUCUUCACCCCAUUUACGCAGAUGGUUUUGCUACUACAGCCGACACUGAGCCUUUGCAAUAA
Messenger RNA from Miscanthus lutarioriparius, 1059 nucleotides. The record is from the annotation of a GenBank genome assembly. NCBI's taxonomy places the organism in Eukaryota, Viridiplantae, Streptophyta, Magnoliopsida, Poales, Poaceae.